Gossypium arboreum is the source of this 885-nucleotide messenger RNA. RefSeq lists its product as uncharacterized. The record is from RefSeq and is a predicted model, not a curated record. Lineage: Eukaryota; Viridiplantae; Streptophyta; Magnoliopsida; Malvales; Malvaceae. The coding region runs from base 345 to 731 and encodes 128 amino acids. The transcript has a single exon.
GCGGUUUCUCUUUCAUACUUGAACUUAAAAAUUCUCACAAAAUGGGCCAAGAAACUUUGAAAAGGGAGGAAGCCCAGAGAAAGCCUAAUCAAGUAAAGCAAAGCCUGAAUGGAAUGAAUUCAACAGUGGCCCAGUCUUAUCCACAACAAUUUCUAAGGUAAAUAAACAUUUGCUUCAAGAUAUUUUUAUUCCUUGCAAAACUGCAUCACAGUGACACCGACCGCUUUAUCUUCACCCAAAAGUUGGGUCAAACACAACUUCUCUUCCUUCCCAAACCCACCAAUGAUCAAAACUCAAUCUUAUACCCUUCACCCUUCAUUCAAAUCUCUCUCUUUUUCACCUCCAUGGCAGCUCUCUGUGUAAGCCAUCCUAAUUUUCGCUACAAAAACUGUUGUUCUUCACUUCAGCGACGGGAAACUAGGAGCAGGCACCGUCCCAGAAUCCUGGUGGUUUCAUCUUCUCAUAACAAUGAUGAAUCACUGGAGAGAUCGACAUCAAGUUCAAAGACAAAGAAAGAGGACAAGGAGAAGAGACAGUUGUUGUUUGGUCGGGUUUUGGGGAGUGUGCAGAAGCUUGGGAUAGGAUUGAAGGAAAAGAUGAGUCCACAACGGAAAGGUGAUUGGAAGGAUGUGAUGUUGAUGAGUUUAUCGUUUGCUGUUUAUGUUUACAUGUCUCAAAAGCUUGUUUGUGCAUACUGUGCUUGGAUGUCCAUGCUCAAACAAUCAUGGUAGGUUGGUUGAUAUUAAGAAACUGGCUAAUCAGCUUUCUGGGGUUUUCCUGUUUUCUUUUCUUUUUUCAACUUUGAUUAUUGUAAUUGUUGUUUGUUAUUUUGGGUUCAUUAUGAAGUUCAUUUUUAUUCCAUUUUUGGUUUUAAAGGAAAUUAAA